Populus trichocarpa (black cottonwood) is the source of this 842-nucleotide messenger RNA. RefSeq names its product nifU-like protein 1, chloroplastic. Gene Ontology annotation, molecular function: iron-sulfur cluster binding; iron ion binding. Bases 107 to 757 code for a protein of 216 amino acids. Gene Ontology annotation, cellular component: mitochondrion. NCBI's taxonomy places the organism in Eukaryota, Viridiplantae, Streptophyta, Magnoliopsida, Malpighiales, Salicaceae. The transcript is spliced from 3 exons. The record is from RefSeq and is a predicted model, not a curated record. Gene Ontology annotation, biological process: iron-sulfur cluster assembly.
AACGACACGUACACUCCCUCACCACCCCAAAAAAAAAAAAAGUUGAAGGCAGGAAGGCUCGCAAGGAAUUCCUAAAAUAAUCAACCCCAAAUAACAUAAAGAACCCAUGGCGUCUUCAGCGUCAGCGGUACUGUCCAAAAUCACUCCUUCUUUUCCGAAAAUCCCAUCAACCAAUUCGCCACAAUCCCUAACCAUAAAACAACGCACACUUCUCCCUGGAACGGGAAGGAGGAUCUUCCACAAAACUGCCAUCAAAGCGACGGCGCCCACUGGUUCCUCAUCUCCCGGACUCUACUCAGCGCAGCAAUUCGAGCUCAACCCUCAAAACGUGGACCUUGUUCUAGAAGAGGUUCGGCCUUACUUGAUUGCUGAUGGUGGAAACGUCGAUGUUGUGUCUGUUGAAGAUGGUGUCAUCUCUCUCAAACUCCAAGGAGCAUGCGGGGACUGUCCUAGCUCAACAACCACCAUGAAAAUGGGAAUUGAAAGAGUUCUAAAAGAAAAAUUUGGAGAUGCUAUUAAAGAUAUUCGCCAAGUAUCCGACGAAGAAUCGAAGGAGACAACUGUUGAGAGAGUAAAUGGUCAUUUGGAUAUACUAAGACCAGCUAUUACAAACUUUGGCGGAAGUGUGGAAGUGCUGUCUGUUGAGAAUGGGGAAUGCCGUGUUCAGUAUACAGGACCAGAGUCUAUUGCUUCAGGAAUCAAAGCAGCAAUUAAGGAGAAGUUCCCAGACAUUGUGGAUGUUGUUUUUGUUGCCUAGGUCAGGAAAGAUUUAUAUCAGAAAUUUAGUUUGCUGAUUAUCCAUAAAGAAAUAAAUGGGAGGCUGCUGCACUUUGAUUUUUUAA